AUGACAGAGGUAAAGACUGCUGGGCUUAUCUUCAUCUGUUUUUCACUGCUGCACGGUUAUGUUGCAGCAUUGAACUGCACCAGCCCAACUCCUGAAUCCCUGUUUGAUGCCCUUGAGAGGGAAUUAUUUCCUAAAAAACUACUUCGACCUGUAAAAAGGUUUUCAGAUACACUUAACAUAACUAUCGAUAUUACUUUGGUGGGAAUUUUAGGAGUGAAUGAAAAAGCCCAGUCCUUAACAACAUUCAUAUGGCAAAUCUUGGAGUGGGAUAUAGAAGGACUGAGCUGGGAUGAGAAGGAAUGUGGAACUAAAAGAGUCUCUGUCCCCCGGGAAAAGCUUUGGGUCCCAGACGUCCACAUCUCAGAGUUCAUGGACGAGGAUAAAUCUCCGAAAACUCCCUAUGUCUACUUAUACAACACAGGUCGUGUUUUUGAUGAUAAACCAGUCAGAGUGGUCAGUUCCUGCCAAUUAGAAAUCUACACUUUCCCUUUUGAUAUUCAAAACUGCUCUCUGAGCUUUGGACCACAUCUACACCUUGCUUCAGACAUAAAGAUGAUUCAAGGUGGCACAGCUGCAGCAGUUCUGGCUGAGUCCAGAAAAGUGAUGAAGACCAAAGGGGAGUGGGAGCUUGCGGAUAUCAAAGUAACUUCAAAUACCCUGGAGUUAACUGAUGGAAGCUAUUCUGACAUAACAUUCUAUAUCAUUUUGAGACGCAGACCAAUCCUCUAUGUGGUGAACCUGCUGAUCCCUAGCUGCUUCCUCAUGACAUUGGACAUCUUCAGCUUCCUGCUGCCUCCUGCGAGUGUGGACCGAUCUGCCUUCAAGAUGACCCUCAUCCUGGGCUACACUGUCUUCCUGCUCAUCAUGAACGACCUGUUGCCUGUCACUGGGGACACAACACCUCUCAUGAAUGUCCUAUUCUCAGUCAGUCUCGCUCUGAUGGUGGCCAGCCUGUUGGAGACAGUGUUUAUUACUAAUAUCCAGUUCAGCUCCAGCCAGUACAGUGCGGUGCCUCACUGGCUCAGCGUCCUUGUGUUACGAUAUCUAGCCCUUGCUGUUUGUCUCCCUCCACAAAAAAAGAGCAACCGCGUCACAGUCUCCCUUCGCCCACUUGCUACAGACAAUGCAAUGAAUAACAGCAUCAUCUCCUCAAGGAAUCUUGAGAGCAUCUCUGGUGAUACACCUCUAGACAAACCCCCUCCAGAUAUGGCCCUGGAUGAACUGAGGAAACUGAGCAGAGAUCUCAUGUCCAUCCGCCUACAGAUGGACCACCACUUUCAGGGGACACAAACCUCACAGGAAUGGCAAAUGAUUGGGGUAGUCAUCGACCGUCUGCUGUUUGGCUUGUACAUUAUCUUCAUCUCAGUCAGCUUUAUCACCAUCGUAUCUAUCUGGAUCUGGAAUCAUUCGUUGGAAGAUUGA
Messenger RNA from Seriola dumerili (greater amberjack), 1422 nucleotides. RefSeq names its product 5-hydroxytryptamine receptor 3A-like. The record is from RefSeq and is a predicted model, not a curated record. Gene Ontology annotation, molecular function: transmembrane signaling receptor activity; extracellular ligand-gated monoatomic ion channel activity; neurotransmitter receptor activity. The transcript is spliced from 9 exons. Lineage: Eukaryota; Metazoa; Chordata; Actinopteri; Carangiformes; Carangidae. Gene Ontology annotation, cellular component: membrane; synapse; neuron projection. The coding region runs from base 1 to 1422 and encodes 473 amino acids. Gene Ontology annotation, biological process: signal transduction; nervous system process; monoatomic ion transmembrane transport.